This is a messenger RNA of Trichomonas vaginalis G3, 612 nucleotides long. RefSeq lists its product as uncharacterized. The record is from RefSeq and is a predicted model, not a curated record. Lineage: Eukaryota; Parabasalia; Trichomonadida; Trichomonadidae. The transcript has a single exon. Bases 1 to 612 code for a protein of 203 amino acids.
AUGACUGACGUUCCUCUUCCUGAAUGCCUUCCAAAGCCAGCAGAACCGAAAGCUGCAGAACUCCAGCAGCAACCACAACAACCUCAGUUCCAGCAAGUACCUCCACCAAAUUACUACCAAUUUCCACCUCAAGGUUACUACCCACCACAAGGCUUCCCGAACUACCCUCCACAAGGCUUCCCGAACUACCCUCCUCAACCUAUGCCUUACUUCCCCAACCCUUGGUUGUUCCAGCAAGCUCCACCCCAGCAAUUCCAAUUCCAAUCUCAAUCGAAGAGAGACCAAGACUUCGAAGAAGGUCUGAACCGCUUACGCAAAGAGUAUGCUACAGCUCCAAUGGAAGACGACAGGCUUUCAGUCUCUUCCCUCAAAUCGACCGAUUCGACUCGUACCACAGAUUCGGUUCGUGACCGUGAAGACUACCUCAAGCAGUCUGAGAGACUCUUCAUCCUACAAUCAUUUACAGUUGGAGCUCUCAAGAACAUGCGCAAUUACGAAGGUCAGACACCAGCUGGAGACCGCAAAACAGAUGUACUCGCAAGAGCCGUCCAGCUCGUCAAGACAAAGACUGAGAUAGUCGACUUCAUUCUUGCAGCUUGCCCAUACAAGUAA